Colletotrichum chrysophilum is the source of this 2877-nucleotide messenger RNA. RefSeq lists its product as uncharacterized. Gene Ontology annotation, molecular function: RNA binding. NCBI's taxonomy places the organism in Eukaryota, Fungi, Ascomycota, Sordariomycetes, Glomerellales, Glomerellaceae. Bases 1 to 2877 code for a protein of 958 amino acids. Gene Ontology annotation, cellular component: cytoplasmic stress granule. Gene Ontology annotation, biological process: cytoplasmic stress granule assembly. The transcript has 4 exons. The record is from RefSeq and is a predicted model, not a curated record.
AUGGUGCCCCCCAAGAAGCUGCAGAGUGAAAUCGGGAACAACGGCAGCAAGAACAAUAUGUCCUACAACAAGAGAGAUGCCGCUAUGGGUAAGGCCGACGGAAAGGGCCAGAAUGGCGCUCGGUCUGGAUUUCGAACUGACACCGCCAUCUCCACCAACAACCGCCUGGGCAACGAGCGAGCCCUUCAGCCGUGGGUUCCAGACGCCGGCGAUGGCAUUGAUGGGAGCUUGGAGAAAUCCUCCAGCGGCGGAGCCUGGGACCAGUUCGCCGAGAACGAGCGACUCUUCGGCUUGAAGACUGACUAUGACGAGAACAUCUACACUACCACCAUUGACAAGAGCCAUCCUCAAUACCGCGAGCGCAUGGCUGCUGCAGACCGCAAGGCUCGAGAGAUCGAGCGAAGCCUUCCCACAACGGCUCACGUCGCCGAGGAGCGUGUGAUGGACUUCGUCGGUGGUGGUGGUAACGAUCAGGGCGGUGACGAGGAAGACAAGUAUAGUGGAGUCCGGCGCGACAAGUACACGCCCCCAGCCAAGCGAGCUCCUUCAUCUCAGUCUACGGUGACUGGCGCCCCUGUCGAUCCCGCAAUCAUCUCUUCGCAGCUGAGGGCGCCGGCGAAGAAGCAAACCGCGGUCAAACCAGAGGAUGCCAAGCUCCUCAACCAACUCGCAAACAAGGGCGGCGCUGCGCAGGGAGGGGAGGCUCCCAAGCCUGCUGAUUCUAAACCUGCCGCGAAGCCGACUCCGAAGCAAGAGCCAGCAAAGUCAACCGAGUCGAAGCCAGCGGACGCGAAGGCUACUGCUGCGAAGGCCAACGAUGCCAAGACCGACAAAUCCGCUGCUGCAGCCCGUCCCUCGGCGGCCACUAGUCGCACCAUCUCUCCUCAAGUCAAGGAGGGUGCACCAAGUGCUGCCUUGACUGUGGAGCGCGAUGUUCUCAACUCUUUCAAGUCGUUUGCUAGCCAACAGCGACAAAACGCAGAGAAAGUUCGGAGCAGCAAGGCCAAGGCCGACAAGGAGGUCAAGUUGACAGAGUUGAAGAAGUUUGCCGACACCUUCAAGCUGUCAACCCCCGUCCCAUCCGAUCUGAUUGGUAUCAUCGCCAAGGACCCAUCCAAACAGAAGGAGAUCCAGGCAAAGGCGCUCCAGAAUGCUGAAGACAUUGCCCGUGCCAAGGCAGACGCUGCCACAAAGCCCAAGGAAACUCCGUCAAAGGAUGGUGCUUCUAAGUCGGCUGCCGACACCCCGGCCACACAGUCUGUCACUACAGACACAAGAAGUGCCUCACGUCCGACUCCCACGCAGCACACGAUAUCUCCCUCGAACGUACCGAACCGGCAUCCGAACGCUCGUCAAUCUUAUGCUUCUCCCCAGUACCACACCCAAACGUACCGGAACGACAGGUCAGGACAGCACAUGGCGCAGCAGAAUCGUCAGCCGCUGGCGCAGCGUCUCCGCAACGUCGAGCAACAGAAGAUGUCGCAACCGCCGGCACACCCGCAUGGUGGCGGCCAGGAUAUGCGUCUCCCUCCGACUGGGCCGGCAAACAAUAACGAGGCGUUCUCUCGACGCAUCACUGGCGUUCCGAGCCACAUUGGUGGAAAGUUAAACCCAAAUAGCCACGAGUUCAGACCCAGUCCCUUCGCCGCGUCUUUCAACCCCAAUGGUCACCCCAGUGCGGGAUCUAGCCCUAGCUCCUCCGCUGCAAACAACGCGCCGACGAGCGAUGCGACGACUCUCGUGAGCUCGGCGCCCACUGGCCAGCUAAUCCGCCGCAAGACGAAGACGGUUGAUGUCAAGAAGUGCUACAUCCUUGCUCACGUCAAGACUUACCAACCACCUCAGGGCCGCAACUGGGAUGACAACGAAGGAUUGAGACCGUCCUACGACACCCCGCCUACGUGGAGACAGGUUCAAGAUAAUGAGAAGCCUGAUUCCACGAUGCACAUUACGUCCAAGGAAUUUCUGGAGCGUCAAUCAUUUGCCUCCUCGUCCAUCGCCACGCCUAACCACACGCACGUCGUCCCCAGUGCCCAUCAGCAUCAGCUCCCUUUCCAUCUGCAGCAGCCUGCGCAUGGUAUGGGCCCGCGCCAGUCACCUCAUAUGCCGCCUAUGCCGAUGCAGAAUCAACAUGGAGGCCACGUGCCUCACGGACCCUACCAAAACAUGGACGAUCACAGGAUGAUGCACUCCAACUCGGCACAGUCUUUUGCGUCGCCUCGAAUGGGCCAGGUUCCUAUCACCUACACGCCAGCCAUGGGCUCCGCCGGUCAGGUGCCCUACAACCAGCCGAUGAUGCAGCCAUUCGUGCCAGGCACGCCGAACAUGGGCGGCUUCCGCAACUUCUCCAACAAUCACCAGUACAUGCCGCAACAGCCUGGUGCACCUAUGGGAGGACCGAUGAUGCCGCAAUUCAUGAAUCCCCAGGGGAUGGUACCAGCACCUCAGAUGCCAAUGUACGCCGGAGGCCAUGCGCAGUUCAUGCCUCCGAACGCCGCGCCGCCCCAGCCUAUCCCGGGAUCCAACGGCUAUCCUAGUCCCGGACGACCAGUCGCGCCCAUGAUGGCCCACCAAGGUUCGCAGCAGGGUCAACCGGUGUACGGCAUGAGUCCCAACGUGCAGUACCAGCAGCCGGCCUUCACCCCGCAGCAGCCUGGCGGUCAGGUUGGCAGGGGUUACAACGGUCCGGGUCCUCAGCACUUCGGGACGAGUCCCUCCCAAAUGCAUUCAUACGGAGCCCAGCAUCGAAGUGGAAGUAACACCUACGGAGCCAAGCCCUUCAACAACCACGGACAACACCAAGGGUCUCAGCAGGGCGCGGCAGUCCCAGCCGGUGGCCCCGGGCGCGGUCCUGAUGGCUCCGAGGAGGCCAAGUGA